Oryzias melastigma (Indian medaka) is the source of this 1493-nucleotide messenger RNA. Its product is annotated as receptor-type tyrosine-protein phosphatase C-like. Lineage: Eukaryota; Metazoa; Chordata; Actinopteri; Beloniformes; Adrianichthyidae. The record is from RefSeq and is a predicted model, not a curated record. Gene Ontology annotation, molecular function: protein binding. Bases 1 to 1386 code for a protein of 461 amino acids. The transcript is spliced from 9 exons.
AUGUCAAACACAACCGAACCCACACUCAGCCCAUCCUAUCAGUCUGACAGCUCUCAGAACCUGACUUCACCUGCAGUCACCCAGAUGAACAUCAUCACAACAUCCCCAGGUUCCUACAACGUCACCAUGAUCAAGUUUGGCCUUCAGAUUGAGAUGAAUGACACGAUUUUCAAGGAAUACAACAUUUCAGUAAAUGAUGGAAACAAUUUCAAAAAUCAGUCCUGUGAUCAAAGUUCAACCUGUAACAUCACAGGUCUGAAGCCCUGUACUGAUUAUACAGUCAUUGUCAACGCUCUUUGGAAUGAUGCAGAAAUAUCCUGUCAGAAUUCUGAAAAUAAAGUGACCACAGAAUCUGCAGCUCCUGAUGACAUUAAAGUCAGCAAACACCGCCCUGGACAUGUUUGUUACCAAAGUGAUUGGGACAUCAGCAAUUCUCAGUCAACACCAGACAGAAAUAAGAUUGAGAUUUCUGAUGGAUCUGUCUGUUUUAAACUGAAGGAGGAGGACUUUUGCUCAAGUUUCACUGUGGAUUUCAACUCAGAAAGCUGUGAAACAGUUAAAAUCACCAAAGACAUCACAAUCGAUUUCAUAGAUCCACCUGAGAUAGAUCAGCCCAAACCCACAAAACAUCCCGUAAGGAUUGAGCCAAAGUUACCUCCAAACUGUAAAAAUCUGAUGGUUGAGUACACCUGUUCAGAAACCAGACCUCCUGGAAAACAAAUGAAUCUGUCUGUUCUGGAGCCCUACACUGACUACAGCUGCACUGGAGAGAUCAAGAAUGAAACCUUUGUUUUUAUCAGAACUCCACCUGUCAUCUUUAACAUUGACUGUGGUUUUCAUAUCGAUGGAAGAAGCACAUCAGACAACACUUCUAUUCAACUGGACUGGACAUCAACUAAUAGGAGCUGUGGUGUUGAUCUCCCAAAACUUUCUUAUAUCUGCAGCUGUGACACAAAGAAAGACAUAAAAUCAAGAGUUGAACCAUGUGUGUUUACUGGACUGGAACCGUACACUGAUUAUACUUGUGAAGUUCAUCCCACUUACAACAAUGAGAAAGUUAAUCAAGGAUGGAAAAAAACAGUGAAAACAAAGGCUGGAGUCCCAACAAAAGUUCAGAAUUUGAGACUGACGGUUCCAGAGAAUAACGUCAUUGAUGUAAAGUGUGAUGAGCCAAAAAAGUUGCAUGGACCAAAGGGGAGGUACAAAGCACGUCUCCAUGAUCCUAAUGGUCCUGUAAAGGAGGAAAAGAACUUCUAUUGUGACUUCACAUUCAAAGAUUUAAGUUACUCCACAACCUACAGAGUAGAGGUGACUGUCUACAAUGGAUUCCAUGAGAGCCCCGAUGUGAUUGAAAACAUUAACACUUCCUGUAUGUGUCUUUGUUGACCACACUGUUAUUUGUGUGUUCACUCACUCUAUACAAACUAAUUUCUACUAAUUUUCAACCCAAAAUAUUGUUAAUAAAAGGACAAUGUUUUUUUUUUGUGUUUUCC